AUGGAAUUCCUUGAGCUGAAGCAAGGGAAAGACACAGUGGCAGAGUAUGCUACCAAAUUUGAUGCUUUGGUUCGCUAUUGUACUCACUACCAUGGUGAGGGUGGUGAAAAAGCUAAGUGCAUAAAGUUUGUAAAUGGUCUGCGUCUUGAGGUGAAGACUGGAGCGGGAGGUCCUAUGCAUGCUGUAAGUUCUGGUGCUUCGAGUAAGAGUAAACCUUACUCCGCUCUUGCUAAGUUCCAAGGGAAUCAAGUUGCUGCUAGUGGGAGCAAGUCACAUGUUGCAGGAAGUAUGCCUUAUGCUGGAAGAUUUGUGGUGAGUGGCAUAGGGAGUGUUGGAGGCUCUGUUUCUACUCCCAUGAGUCGAUGCAAGAAGUGUGGGCGACGUGGUCACACUAGUUAUGAAUGUCUUGAUAAGGAUGUCACAUGUUUCAAUUAUAGAGGAAAGGGUCACAUCAGCACCCAGUGUCCUAAAGCACCAAGACCACGUGCUACAGGAUUGGAUGUCCAAGUUGAGCGUCCAAAGGCUACUGGGAGAGUAUCUGCUCUUAGCGGUGCUGAAGCCGCUUAG
Cajanus cajan (pigeon pea) is the source of this 567-nucleotide messenger RNA. NCBI's taxonomy places the organism in Eukaryota, Viridiplantae, Streptophyta, Magnoliopsida, Fabales, Fabaceae. The record is from RefSeq and is a predicted model, not a curated record.